Lates calcarifer (barramundi perch) is the source of this 1348-nucleotide messenger RNA. RefSeq names its product calymmin (gene cmn). Bases 210 to 1295 code for a protein of 361 amino acids. The record is from RefSeq and is a predicted model, not a curated record. NCBI's taxonomy places the organism in Eukaryota, Metazoa, Chordata, Actinopteri, Centropomidae. The transcript is spliced from 17 exons.
AUGGAAAUGGAAAUGGUUAUAGUGCCAGUGUGCAGCCUGACUAUGCAAGUCUUGGUCAGGGUGCUGCUGCUGCUGCUGCUGAUGCUAAAUCAGGUGGUGCUAAACAAAUACCUUACAAUGGAGCCCCAGUGGUUCCUGCAGGGAUAGAUGGAAUCAGUCAGUUUGAGCCUCAGUCUGCUAGUCUUGGUCCAAAUGGAAAGUCGGGCAGCAUGUAUGGUGGAAUGGGUGGCUUGCCUUAUGGUGGUCAGACGCUUGGAAUGGGUGCAGAGAAGUCAAACACCAAGUACGGCAUCGGUGGGCUGCAAUUUGGAGGACAGCCCCUCAGUACAGGAACUAAUGGUGCAGGAAAGUAUGGAUAUGGUGGAGGACAAUACGGGCCUGCAGGUAAUGGGAAAUCAUCUGGAAAAUAUGGUGGUCUUGGUGCCAGCAUAGGAGGAGAUCCCGCUGCUGGAAAAUAUGGGCCUGGAGGGUUUCCCAGUGGUGGGCAACUUUUUGGUCUUGGCAGUAAUGGAAAUAUGGCCGGCAAAUAUGGUUAUGGAAGACUUCCUUAUGAAGCUCAAGCAGCCGGACUGAGCCCUGAGGCCACAUCUGCUGGCAAAUAUGGUCUGGCAGGGUCACCAUAUCAGCCUGAGCCUCUUGGGCUUGGAAAUAAUGGAAAAUUAACAAGCAAAUACGGAGGCGGUGAAGUUCCCUAUGCACCACAAGCUCUCGGUUUUGGUGGUGAAGCAAAAUCUGCAGGGAAAUAUGACCAGGGAGCACACCAGUCACAGCCCCUUGAAUCUGCAUCUGAAGGUACAGCUGGUUUACCUUAUGAGUCCCUGCCUCUUGAGCCAGAUUCAGCUGGAAAAUCCUACGUGAAGGGUGAGCUACCAUCUCCAGCAAUUGCAGUUGAAGGCGAGGGGAUGUCGGUUGAUAGAUAUGAAAAUGUGGGCUACAUAAAUGGACAAGUGCAGCCAGAAGUUGUUGCGUUUCCUGCAGCUCCCACUCCUAGCCCCACCUUGGCCUACCCCUCUGUCCCAUCCUAUCUGCCCGUAGAGUCCUCCUUCACACCCAAAGUGGUUCUUGGCGCGGGCGUUGAAGGCCUGCCCGACCCUGCGGCGGGCACCGCCAGCCUCAGCCUUGAUUCCGCACCCGCCACAGAGACGAACGGUGCAGUUCAGGUGCCCGAGCAAUCCGACGCCCUGCUACAACAGCAGCUGCCACGGCAGAUACACAUUCAGCAGCAGUUCAAACUGCAUUUUCACCCACAAGGCAAGUCCCAAAGAGGUAAAAGCACUGCAAGACAGAUCAUUUAGACUCCAAUAAAGUAAUGAGGUGGAAGGGAGCAGCAGAGGAAGAUGAAGGAUGA